AUGUCCCUUUCUCCAUCUCCACGACCACCACCGACUGAAGUCUCAUCUUCAGACUUGAAAGCUCUCGUUGAUUCACGUCUCACAAAGCCCAAAUUCGGUUUCCUGCGACCUAAAAGACGCAGCACGUCCUCGGUCCAAUCUAGUUCAUCACCCAGCCUCGCUACCACCCAACUUUUUCCACCACCGGGCUCCGAUGCGGUAAUUGACGUCGGCCCUUCCUCAAACUAUUCCAUUGACGAUGAACAAUACCGCUGGGCUGUAGUUUUUGAGAACCAAAGAGGUCUCAGAAUCGGCUCAUCCCUCUACUUUUCCCGGUCUUCUCUUCUACCGAUAGAUCCUCUGCCAUUCACCGCUCCUGAUGCCGACCCUCGUCGAUCUCGACAACCAAACUUCACUCUGGCGAUGUAUCCUCUCCCUGAUGGCGCAUGGGCAUGGUUGUCUCCCUGGAUGGUGGAUAUGCGCUCGGACUCUGGAGAGGUACAGCUAGACGGCUUCGAAUACAAUUGGGCUUUCCGAGAACAUAAAUGGCACCCUCAGGCUGGAGCUUUCAGUUGGGUCAGGCGGAGGCGAUGGAUGCGUCUGAUGGUCCGACCGGUCACGCCACAGCUUUCAAAAACCACGGAAUCAUCUACUCCUCUCAGUGUUCCAAAUAGCGUCUCAAACAGCGCUGUCAAGAAGCGAAUGUCGAUGCUGUCGUCUGGGUCUCCUUCCAUGCCAGAGAGCAACGCAGAAGACGAUUCGUAUUCCGCUUCUAUGCUUGAGAGAGAGUUGGAACUCAUUUGGAUGGACGACAAUGCCGAGGUGAACUGGGAUAGAUGCCGUUUCGCGACGAGAUGUGCGGGACGGGAUGGUCGCAUCCUCGAGUUGUGGGCGAGAUGGCUGGGCUACACGCCACCUGAGGGCACCAAGCGGAAUCCAAAGAGGCAAUGGACGGAAGACGAUGAUGAUAUUCCAUGCCCUGCGGUCCCUGAUCCGGUUUCUGUCCCUCAUACACCUCCGCCAAUAGCCCAUAUCAUCCCUGUCCUGCGCGAACAUACCCAUGCGAUUCUUCAGUCCUUCAUAUUCCCCGAGUCUCGGGCCAAGUUUGUGAAGAUGCUCGAUACUGUGGGCGUUUUGUCGCAACUGGAAACAGGAAUCCGCUCGAUUUCUUCCGAGGUCAACUUCUUCAGCUACUUGAAUCCCAGCACCGAGAAGAACGAUGGAAACAUAAUCCCGCCCAAAGCAGCCAUGACACGGGUGUGAUAAGCCAGUCAUAACUUAUUCGAUUGGUCGCAACACCGACGGCCGGGUUCGACAUCAACCCUAGGUACACACCCAAUUGGUUUGCUGUCCCGUAGUCUAAUACCCUUGUAUAAUAAUAUACCUACCACCUUCGUUAUCCGGCGCUUCGUACGUCUUCGUACAGCGCCGGUGCACACAAACCAUGUAUUCAGCCAUCAAAUUAUAUCACAUGCUUGAUGUCGCGCUUCA
Molecule: messenger RNA, 1470 nt
Organism: Mycena citricolor
Lineage: Eukaryota; Fungi; Basidiomycota; Agaricomycetes; Agaricales; Mycenaceae
Source: the annotation of a GenBank genome assembly